Messenger RNA from [Torrubiella] hemipterigena, 14956 nucleotides. NCBI's taxonomy places the organism in Eukaryota, Fungi, Ascomycota, Sordariomycetes, Hypocreales, Clavicipitaceae. The record is from the annotation of a GenBank genome assembly.
GGCAGCAGAGAAAACUUGCAACAAACCACCAGAAAAUCACCUAAACGCGUGACAAUGGCGGAUGUCACGCAGCAGAGGAGGUCGCUCCUUAGGGACGCGGCUGCUUUACAUCAUCUGCCCUCGGAUUUAUUGCAAACUCUUUCGCAAUACCCCUCCGCAAACUCUCUCGAUGCUGUGGCUACCGCCGCAUUGAGCCCGCCACUUACAGAACGAAUCUUUGUUCACUUUGAGCUACUAUUUCCAGAUAUUGUUGCAAGAUGGGUGCUUGCUGCGAAUUCAUCUGACCAAAUAAUACAGACAGCCUCUGCAUUGGCUAGAAUAUUACCCUUUGCGCCCUACCUCGCCGCCUUUAUACACAGUGAACCCUCCACCUCCAACGCCGCCCCGCGAGUUGACAAGCUCAGUCUUCGAAUUCCACAGCCGGAAACAGUACUGUCACAAAAUAACGAUGAAACAUCUCUUACGAGCCUUGUUACAACAUGGCGUCUGCUCAACUUCGACUUUCUCCUCUUCAACUCCUCCGUUUCACCUGCCCAGAUGCAGGCGCUUUUCACACAUUCGAGCAGAGCGAUCCGAUACAUGGCAAUCCGCAUAUUCUGUAUGCUUAUGCGUGCGUCGGACUUCAAGAUGGAAGCACUUGUUGACAAGCAUCUCGGAAACGAACCUGUCAUGGGUAAUCUGGAUGGCAAGACAAUUGACUUCUGCUUCAUCUCUCUUGCCGAACACCAGCGGGCCAACAUUGUGCUGGAUCUUAGAGCACAGGCUACAGAAUCGACAGGCGACGAAUCUCCCUCGACGAAUACCCUUAUAACUCUGACGCCGUAUGUUAUGGCAUAUGGAAAGUCACUUCUUCCCAGACCUCGAGGGCCGACAGGCGAGGCUUCAAAUCUCGUACUCACACCCACCACAAUUGCAAAUCUCGAGCAGUUGGCUUCGAAGCUUCAAAAGCAACAACCGAUAUUGAUACAUGGCGCACCGGGUGUUGGAAAGACUGCUGUCAUUCACGAGAUCGCCAAACAACUGGGCAUGUACGAGUCCAUGGUGACCCUGCAUUUGAACGAACAGACGGAUGCAAAAAUGCUGAUUGGCCUCUAUUCCACCGAUUCAAAGCCUGGUAGCUUUCAGUGGCGACCGGGAGUGUUGACAACAGCCGUUCGAGAAGGGCGAUGGGUCCUCGUCGAAGAUCUCGAUCGCGCGCCAACAGAGGUUCUCAGCACCCUGUUGCCUUUGAUUGAGAGAAACGAGUUAUUCAUCCCGAGUAGAGGAGAAACAGUACAUGCAGCGAGCACUUUCCGCUUAUUUGCCACAGUCAGAACUAGCCGAGGCAUGAAUGGCCAAGAAAAUCUCCCCAGCUUGGUUGGUAUGCGCUUCUGGCAGACCAUGUCUACUGUACAACUCACAGAUGGCGAACUGGAAACAGUUGUCCUCCAAUCCUAUCCCAUUCUUAAAAAGUUUAUUCCUGGCAUCUUGGCUGUACACAACAGAUUGAGCGCCAUUACCAAAUCACCACUCGGCUCAGGUCGCAGCAGAAGUAUGAUGGAUAGGCAAAUCACCCUUCGAGAUCUUUUAAAAUGGUGCCGAAGAUUACAAGAGUGCUUAUUUAGCGCUGGAUCUGUGACUGGAGAGGAGCCUAUAACGGAAACCACACGAGACUGGAUGUUUAUGGAGGCUAUCGACUGCUUUGUGGGUAGCUGCCCGGACAUUGACGCAAGCAACCAGCUCGUUUAUGCCGUUGCUGAAGAGAUGCACUUAUCUAAAGAACGUGCUGAUCAUUACAUUGCCGCCAAUAUCCCAUUAUUGAAAGACACAGAGUCGCAAAUUCAAAUCGGCCGUGUGAGCUUGAAGAAGCAAGUGGUGCUCGACCGGGCUGCGAAAAAUAAGCGCCCAUUUGCUAGUACAGUUCACGCUAAACGACUUCUGGAGCAAAUUGCCGUGGCAGUAAAACUCAGUGAACCAGUUUUACUUGUGGGAGAAACUGGUAUCGGCAAGACCACGGUUGUUCAACAGCUCGCUGAAUCGCUGGGUAACAAGCUUGUGGCUGUCAAUUUAUCGCAACAGAGUGAAGUUGGCGAUCUCCUUGGUGGUUUUAAGCCUGUGAAUAUAAGAGCUCUUGCUAUACCUCUGAAAGAGGAAUUCGAUGAUCUCUUCACAGCCACUGGCAUCUCGGCGACGAAGAAUCAGAAAUAUCUGGAGCAGAUUGGCAAAUGUCUGUCGAAAAGCCAAUGGUCUAAACUUUCUAAGCUGUGGAAAGAGGCCCCCAAGAUGUUUACGAAGAUACUAGAGGAGUUACAGCGGCGUAGCGAGAAGGAGGAACUGGACUUCGCAGACGACGGAUCACAGCCUACAAAACGCCGCAAGACAGAAUCCAAACUGCAAACACUGUUAGAACUUAAGCCACGAUGGGAUCUAUUCGCCACCAACUUGGAGCAAUUUGAUAUCCAGGUAUCUGCGGGCCCAGGAGGCUUUGCCUUCUCCUUCAUGGAAGGCAACCUUGUCAAAGCUGUGCGCCACGGCCACUGGGUCUUGUUGGAUGAAAUCAACUUGGCUUCGGCUGACACUCUCGAGAGCAUUGCGGACCUGCUGACCGGACCAAAUGAACGACCAUUCCUUCUGCUUUCCGAGACGGGUGAGAUUGAGAAGGUAACCGCACACCCCAACUUCCGUAUUUUUGGUGCCAUGAACCCGGCAACAGAUAUCGGUAAAAGGGACUUGCCAAUUGGUAUCCGUUCCAGGUUUACAGAGAUAUAUGUUCGCAGUCCAGACACCGACAUUAAGGAUCUCUUGACGAUUAUAAAGACCUACCUUGGAAGCACGAGCAACAAAAAUGACCAGGCUGCAGACGAUAUUGGUCGUCUGUAUCUCAAUACUAAACGGCUUGCCGAAGAAAAGCGUAUAGUUGACGGCGCAAACGAAGUUCCGCAUUUCAGCUUGCGAACCCUUACCCGAGUUCUCACCUACGUCAAUACUAUUGCACCCUUCUACGGCAUUAGGAGAGCUUUAUACGAAGGCUUUUCUAUGGGUUUCCUCACACUUUUAGAAAGAGAGUCAGAGAAGAUGCUCAUGCCGCUCAUCCACCACCACUUAUUGGAUAAGCACGGUAAUGCACAAUCUCUCCUCUCGCAGCCCCCGAAGCAUCCCGCCGAUGGCAAGCAGUACGUAAAGUUUCAGAAUAACGCACACGAUCGACAAUAUUGGCUUUUCCAGGGUGAAGAGUCUGUUGUUGAAAGAGAUGACUAUAUUAUUACGCCAUAUGUCGAGCGCAACUUGCUGAACCUGGUUCGAGCAACAUCAACGCGACGAUUCCCUAUCCUUAUCCAGGGUCCAACUUCAGCAGGAAAAACCAGUAUGAUUGAGUAUCUCGCAAACUUCACCGGCAACAAGUUUGUGCGUAUCAAUAAUCACGAACAUACCGAUCUGCAGGAAUAUCUCGGCACAUACGUUUCUGGUAUGGACGGCAAGCUGCGCUUUCAGGAAGGUAUUCUGGUGCAGGCAAUGCGCAAAGGCCACUGGAUUGUUCUUGACGAGCUUAAUCUGGCACCUACCGAUGUGCUCGAAGCUCUCAAUCGUCUCCUGGAUGAUAACCGCGAGCUUCUGAUCCCUGAAACGCAAGAAAUCGUCAAGCCCCAUGAGAACUUUAUCCUCUUUGCCACACAAAAUCCUCCUGGCCUCUACGGCGGUCGUAAGGUCCUUUCUCGAGCUUUCCGUAACCGAUUUUUAGAACUUCAUUUCGACGACAUCCCGGAAGAUGAGCUCGAGUAUAUUCUCCAACAGCGCAGCCGCAACACAUCACCACCAGACUGUCGCCGCAUCGUAUCCGUUUAUAAAGAGCUUUCUAGGCUUCGUCAAACCAGCAGACUUUUCGAACAAAAAGACAGUUUCGCUACCUUGAGAGAUCUUUUCCGAUGGGCGCUUCGAGAAGCCGAUACCAGAGAGGAGAUAGCAUGUCAUGGCUUUAUGUUGCUGGCCGAGCGCGUUCGUAAUGAUGAAGAGAGAGAUGCCGUUAAGGAGAUCAUUGAAAAGGUGUUCAAAGUUAAAAUUGACCCUGCAGAGCUGUACUCAGCAAAAGCGGCGCCAGAACUGAAGCAUAUUAUGUCGUUGAACAACUCACAAGGCGUGGUUUGGACACAAGCAAUGCGCAGACUCUACGUUCUUGUCUCCCGGGCACUGCGGAACAACGAACCUGUUCUUCUAGUAGGAGAAACAGGUUGUGGUAAAACAACCGUGUGUCAGUUGCUUGCGGAAGCAAUUUCAAAAGAUUUGCAUAUUGUCAACGCGCACCAGAACACAGAAACAGGCGAUUUAAUUGGCUCUCAACGACCAGUCCGCAACCGUGGGAACAUCACGGCUGCGUUAGAAGCUGAUCUGAAUAUUGCACUAACUAACGCGAGACUGGACGUGCCUGAGAAUCUGGAAGACAAGCUUACCGCAUACGACACUAUCGCUAGAGAUACACUGGAUGCAUCAUUGCACGAACGUAUCACAGCCAACUUGAUACGCAGCAAAGCUCUCUUUGAAUGGUCUGAUGGUGCUCUCGUGGAAGCCAUGAGAGAUGGCAGCUAUUUCCUUCUCGACGAAAUCUCACUGGCGGACGAUUCUGUUUUGGAAAGACUCAAUUCAGUCCUUGAACCUAGCCGAACGCUCCUACUGGCUGAGAAGGGAACAGACGAUUCCUUCGUUCGAGCCUCUGAUGGAUUCCAGUUUUUCGCAACUAUGAACCCUGGUGGUGAUUUUGGCAAGAAGGAACUAUCACCGGCUCUCAGAAACCGCUUUACUGAGAUCUGGGUACCCCAGCUUUCUGGUGAUGGAGACAUCUACGAAAUUGUGAGAACGAAAUUGACUGAAGAAGCGAAGCCACUUACUACGAUCAUGGUGGACUUUGCUACCUGGUUUGGCCGAACCUUCCGCCCAAUGGCUACAACAUUCUUCUCUGUUCGAGAGAUCCUUGCCUGGGUACAGUUUGUGAAUGCCUCAAAUAUGGGUGAUUUACAGAUUGCAAUGAUCCACGGAGCGUCAGCAAUCUUUAUUGACAGUAUAGGUGCAAACCCAUCCGCGAUUUUGGCGUCAGAUAUGUCAACUAUUCAACAGCAGCGCGCACAGUGUUUUGAAAAGCUGGGCCAAAUCAUGGAAUUUGAUGCGCUAUCCAUCUUCAACACGCAACCAAAGUUAAUGCUCAAUGAUGAAACUUUCUCAAUCGGACCAUUUAGCGUCGAUCGCAACUCGGCGAUGGAGUCAUCGUCUGAGUUUGCUUUCCACGCGCCGACUACCCAGCUGAACGUCAUGCGUGUUGUACGCGCACUGCAAAUGAAAAAGCCUAUCUUGUUGGAAGGCAGCCCCGGUGUAGGCAAGACGACUCUAGUCACAGCUUUGGCACAAAUUUGUGGCCGUCCUUUGACUAGAAUUAACCUGUCAGACCAAACCGAUCUCAUGGAUCUAUUUGGUACCGAUGUGCCGGUCGAAGGCGCUGAAGCAGGAAACUUCACCUGGCGAGAUGCCCCGUUUCUGCAAGCGAUGCAAAAAGGAGAAUGGGUGUUGCUCGACGAGAUGAACUUGGCAUCGCAGUCCGUUCUCGAAGGUUUGAACGCCUGUUUAGAUCACCGUGGUGAGGUUUACAUUUCCGAACUCGACCAAGUCUUUAAACGUCACCCGGAUUUCAGACUCUUCGCUGCGCAAAAUCCCCAUCAUCAAGGUGGUGGCCGUAAGGGUUUACCCGCGUCUUUCGUCAAUCGCUUUAUUGUGGUCUACGCCGACACCUUCACUGAAGAAGAUUUGCUGCUUAUCGCUGGUCACAAUUUCCCAAGUCUCCCAUCUGAUGUUGUUUCCAAGCUGAUCCAAUUUGUAUUUGCCAUUGGCCAUCAACUUAUGGUAACCAAGUCGUUUGGUGCACAAGGUGCACCAUGGGAGUUCAAUUUGAGAGACGUACUCCGUUGGCUGCACUUGUUAAGCUCUAAGGAUCCAGUCUUCAAAGCUGCCGAGUUGGAUGACUUCAUUGACAUCGUUAUUCGCCAGCGUUUCCGUGCAGAAAGCGACCGAUCCCAAGUGGAUGCGCUUUUUGCCAGCAUUUUUGGUAAAGCUCCUCGCCAACACCAUCUUUACCAUGACUUGAGCUCUACUUCAUGCCAAGUCGGUUUGGCAACACUGGAAAGAAAUCUAUCCUCCCAACCAGAGCGACUUCCUUGCUUGAAUAUUGUUCCCCGCCUAGCCGAGCUUGAAACCUUGAUGAUUUGCGUAAAGCAAAACAUUCCAUGCAUCCUGACGGCCCAAUCUGGAUACGGCAAGACAGCCUUGCUUGAGCAUGUGGCGGCUAUAUCGGGCCGCUCGCUCGCGGUUUUCCCGAUGAAUGCUGAUGUUGAUACCAUGGAUCUUGUAGGCGGGUUUGAGCAGGCAGACCCGUUGAGAGAGGUGAAUGUCGCAGUGCGAAGCGCACGAGAGUUCUUGCGAAGCUCUAUCACGUCUGUUGUGCCAUCGAUGCUUCCUGAGGCUGUCCUUGAUCUUCUUCAUCAGCUGCACUCUUUCAAUGGCACCGGAGAUAACAUCGAGAGGGUACAAAGCGCCAUUGCUACAGUCUUAGAGAGCACUGCUGCGAACUCUGAAGCUGCCGAGAAGCUACUGCACUUGCAUCAUUUGCUGAGCCAGCCCUUGUCACUAGAAGCACCGAGAUUUGAGUGGCUCGAUGGUAUCAUCAUCAAGGCUCUCGAAGCUGGUCAAUGGCUUGUUCUUGACAAUGCAAACCUUUGCAAUGCUUCAGUCCUCGAUCGUCUCAACUCCUUACUCGAACCGAAAGGAUUCUUGAGUGUGAAUGAACACUGUGGCCCAGCGGGCGAACCUCGAAUUGUUUAUCCCCAUCCUGAUUUCAGAGUCUUCCUCACCGUCGACCCUCGAUAUGGUGAACUGUCAAGAGCUAUGAGAAACAGAGCCGUGGAGAUCAACCUAUGUGAUGAGCCGCCUACGCUUGAUGCGUGCUUGAACAAGAUCUCCCCAGUAGAAAGUGCCCUGCAAAGGUACCACAGCUUUCUUCAAUCUGAGCAGCUCUGUGAUGACAACGUGCGAGUUAACAACCUGUCAAUCAAUGACUUGGGUCUUCUUAGCCGAUUUAUUGAAUUCCAACGAGAGACUGGGCAGAAAUCAUCCAAAACAGAAAGUCUGCUCUAUUUUCUACAAUCCCAGGACGGCAAUGUUUCCCACGCUGCCAUCAAUCAGCUUUACUCAGGGCUUUCAGAGAGCGGACUCACCGAUGGGUUCAUCCAAACGCAACCGUUACAUCCCUUGCUUAAUUUCAACAUAUCACGAUUAGCCCGGGAUACAUCAUCCGCUCACCAUGUUGCUGUUAUCUUUGAGGUGUCGGAAUCGUUGUACCGGAUCGAACGACAAAUCGACCACCACAGAGCUCAAGCCAAAACCUCCAAACUCAGUGCUCUUUCUCGCCUAGAACGAUCUCUCAUUAGCGAGAAGGUUGUUGCAGUGUCAAAAGACAGCACCGUUGGUGUAGAAGCGUUCUUGCAUCUCACUUUGAACUUUGUGCGCGAUUAUCUUAAGCAAUCAAAUGCUGCAGAUUUCCAGGAGCAGUCACAUAUUCUUCGCUUACUGUUAACAUUCGUCGAGCGGACUAUCACUCUCACAAACGCCAACUGGUUUGACGAAGCCCUCUUUCAAGCACAUUUGGGACAAGGAACUGCGAUGAUUCAAACACAGGCGGCAUCAAUUCAUGCUGAAAGCGGAUCGGCUUUCUUGACUCAAGUUAUGGGUGCUUUAGAUGCUAAAUUCACAAGUGGUUUUAAACUAUCCACUGGCUUAAGCAUGGAGCAACUUUGGAUGUAUUUCCGACCAGUCCCUAUUGAGCAGAAGCACGUCUUCGACCAAAAUUUACGACUUGAUGCUCUUGGUGUUCGAUUCGACGAACUAAAAUGGAAGACUGAUGCUCCGAUUGUUGAUUUGGCAAAGGCCCAAAAUAUGCUGGCGCAAGCAUACCGAAUCACCCGCGUGUCAACCACGUCGGUUGAUGAGCUGCUCGACGAUAUUGAAAAGGAAAUCCAGGUGUUAGAGACAAGAAUUGGAGACGCUGCACAAGAAUUCCGCCCAUACUUCGCCGAAGAUUUUGAACGGCUUAGACAAGUUUCCCUGCUUCAGGAUGGCCAAACUGAAUCUGCGAAGAGCCAACAACUAUCGAUACUCUCCAACCUACCGGCUAGGGUGGGUAUGAUGCUAGAGAGUAGCAGCAACAUGGGUCGAAACCUGGAAUAUGUCGCCUAUUUCGGCUCUUCUGACACCUAUGUGUGGGAUGGCCAGCUUCUUACAUCAACCUGGGGACGUCUAGCCAACUUGGAUAGCGUACCGCUCAAAGGUCUCGCGCUUCUUGAGACGGAGCUGCCAGCACUUGGCCGGCAAGUCUCAUCUACUGUGGCUGAAAUUACCGCAAAUCACCUAGAGAAGGUGAAUGACUUGUUGCAUAAACUGAUUAUCGACGUUUUCAAUGCCCAUAGUCCCGAUGCCGCCCUUUUAAUCAGCCAGAUCUUUGACCGCAUAUCCGAGGCACACUUGCCAUUCUCAGAGUUUGACGCCCAGGUCUUAAAAGACUCCCCAGCACUUGCGGCUUCGAUCGAUCAACUCGAACCAGUUCAUCUUCAAAGUACUUUGCUUAAGUAUUUUGUCCCUGCCAUUGCCGCUAUGCUGGAAGCAAGAAGGAAUCCGGUUUCUUCUGCACUUUUCUCCGGUCUUGCCUGGGUAUAUGCUACGACUGGUUUUACAAGCCUGUAUAUCCCUGAUCGAAUCCUUGACCCCCAGUUGCGACCAAAGAUGGAACGAGAAUUUUUGCAGCAGGUAAAUACUUCCAUCGAAGAUGAGAUGAACAGUAUCCGCGACUUCGAAAUGAUCUUCACUGGCCAAGACACAAACGUACGGCUGCAAAUGCUACGCGAAGAGUUGGACGAUAUGGGACCUCUCCCAGAAGCUGUACAACCUAUCUAUAGACCAGAUGAAUCACAGCUCAGUCACCUUCAUGCAGAGUUUACCAACAUUCUUAAGGCUGUUUUGGAUCCGAAGACGAUUCCAGCACUCAAAGCUACUGCGGCGGACGCGCUAAGCAGCGACAGUGGUCUCGAUUUACUCAAAGAGAAUGUACGACGACUCUUCAGCCGGUUGCUAUCCCGGUUUGAAGCGUAUCAAGAUUUGACCCGACCAGCUGCAAAUUUCCUUCGAUGCUUCCUUAUCGGACUUUCACUCUGCGAUGCUGCAGCUGCUAGCGAUGUCCAGCAGGCAACUAGCGAGCUGCUUCGAGUCGUACCAUUUGCCAAUGGUUCCGUGGCAGGAAUGUUGCAGCUAUCAACCAUUGACAAUACAUUUGAAUAUCUUGAUGCUCUUUCCACUAGGAUUGCAGUGGAAGGUCUUAAGAACCUCGCGCCAGCAGCUUGUCAGGGAUUAUUCCAGUGCUUUCACACGUUCUUUGAAGAGUGGAAUAAACGCCUUGAAUCAGACAAAAAGGCAGAAGAAGCCAAGACCAGCCUGUACAAAUUCCGCGGUUCUUUGGAAGACGAAGAAGAGCAUGAUGCUGAAGAGUUCAACGAGUUGUUUCCCACAUACGGUGAUGAGGAACCAAUGACACGUUCUACCCAACUAGACGAUGUACGCAAAGCGUCUGUACGAGUCGCUACCAUUCAUAAAGAUAUCUUCUUGACAAACAAAACUCCAAAGCAGGCUCUGAAGGCAAUGUCCGAAGCAAUUGUCUCUCGAGCCACUGAAGAUGUACGAGGCAAAGCCUUCGUCCAUCGUGAUAUUACAAGUUAUAUCCUCCCUACAACCCUAUCCAUUCUGCAAGAGCAGCGAGACAAGUUCGAAAUACCAAUCUCAUCAAAACAGUAUAACUUCUAUACGGAUUCGAACUUGGUUGAGGCUCGAGCCUUGGUCCUCUUACUCCGCAAACUCAAGCUGCGAUUCAAGGAGCUGCAGGGUGUCGAUGAAAUUGGUCAUAUGCAGCCUUUGAUUGAUGUUAUCCAGGGUGCUGACAAGGUUCUGGAGCUUGUCCAUUCAGAUCCAUUGGCCAAGAUUCUGCCCAAGCUGGAACAACUUCACGCUCAUGUUUAUGAGUGGCAAUUUGGAGGAUGGGCGCCGGCAAAAUAUGGAGCUCUGGAGCUGUACAACUCCUUAACGGACAACCUUAUUAAGUGGCGAAGACUUGAGCUGUCUACGUGGGCAAACUUGUUUGACAUGGAGCAGGCCCGUUGCCAAGAAGAUGCUGCGUCUUGGUGGUUCAUUGCUUACCAAGUAAUUAUUGCCGUACCUCUCACCCUAGUCGACGCCCCAGAGGAUCUGAACAACUAUGCCAAUGCAUUCACUCGUGAUCUUGAGGCUUACUUCUCAACAUCCAUAGUUGGCCAAUUCCGCGGGCGUAUCGAUUUGCUACGACAACUCCGCGUUCACUUGGACAUGUUGACUAAAGAUUAUCCUUCGUUAACGGUAAUUGGUCGCGCUUUGUCGAAUUUCAUUGGGUAUUUCGCGCGAUACGAGAAGGCUGCUGAAACAGCAAUUGCUGAUGGCCGGGCACCUAUCGACAAGAAGAUGAAGGAUGUACUUUUGAUGGCAAGCUGGAAAGAUACCAACAUCAAUGCUUUGCGUGAGAGUGCAAAGAAAUCACAUCUGAAGCUGUUCCGACUGAUCCGCAAAUUCCGAUCUGUACUCGGUCAACAUAUGAGUAUCAUUAUCGCCAGAGGGCUUCCAGAGGAGACGCACACUCCGCUACUGCCGGCUACAACUAUCUUCCAAUCCCCCGCAUUGCCCAAAGCCAAACCAGCUUUAUCUUUGCUUGAGACACACAUUGCAGACUGGGCUACUACGCACAAGCGCCUUGCGAACAUUUCCACUACUACUUCUGUGCUACAGAGGAUUACGCAUAGCCCUGAGCUCGCCAACACUGCUUCUGCUUUGGUAGACAAUUUUGUUGCCGAAUUAGAAUCAUCGAUGACCGAGCUGCGUAAAGAAACGCCGCCUCAUCUUACAGACGAGAACACCUCAGAAGUCAAGCACCUCAAAACUCGAAAGCGCAAACUUUUCGCGGAUGCGCUCCGGGAUUUGCGCAACAUGGGAUUGAGAUAUAACCUGGCACAAGGGCCACUGGCCGAACAGUCUUCUCUCGCUACAAUUCUGACUUCCGAUGGUUCAUUAUCAAACUGCAACCUUGCGUCAACUGAGGAGGCUGACUACUACUUUCACAAGACACUUGAUCUCACUCCCAAGGUUCGCGAUUCUGCCCGUGAACACUCAGAAGACCUAUCAUCCGCCGAGGUUAUGCGCAGUAUCGGCUUUGUUGAAGGGUCAAUUUACUUCGCCAGGUCACAGCGUCGGAAGAUCGAGUCGUCCGUCACGUUGUUUGCAUCUCUUGAGCAAUCCAUUGUCAAGUUCGCUAGCCUGAGCAGCAGUACAAAUGUUGGUCCUCUCGCCAAUACAAAAGAACACAACAACUGGACUGCUGUCCUCCCCUGGCUAGUUGAAGUACUCAAGUACCUCGCUACUAUUAUUAAAUCCCAUGGCUCUCUUGCCUCCGAUAACCACACUGAUUUGCUUGAACAAGUUCAGUCCUGGACCCGUGGAUUUGAAGAACUGGCUGCUCAGUUAAGAAGUCUCCCUCAAUUGGGGCCAAUGAUCACUUCUCAUCGUCACCUUGAGCUACAGGCUACGUUCACAGCCGAAGUUGCAUCUUUAGAAACCGCACUGGAAGACUGGGCAACACAGAAACCCCAACUCGCAUUCAUUUUAAGACAGGUCAUUCCAUGGUCCACUGUUAUUAGUGAACCCGCCAAGCCACGACGAAUGGCGGGAAAGCUAACCAGAUUUGCAACCGAUGUCUCCAUUCUCUGUGACAAGCUGCUGGUAGCCGUUGAAAAUGCCCGCAAGAAGUCUUCCGACUUGCCAAAAGGAGACGAAGAUCCUGGUUGGCUACAGAAGUACAACGAUGAGUGGUUUGCCAUGCUCAAUGCCCUCCAUAUGAAGAAUAUUGCCACUGGCUUGGAUGACUGUCGAUCCUCCGUGGAGACAAUUGACUUGUUCUCUAACGAGGGUAAUCUCGUGAGCCACCUCGUUGCUGUCCUGCACCCAUUGCUUGAGCAUUUCCAGUUCCUUUGCAAGCAAAGCAUUGAACGGGCCGUUGAUCUCCAUAGGGCAUGUACUCAUAUGGGGUACAUCAUUACCCGAGCCUAUAGUCAGCUCUCUUCUCAAGGCUUUUGCUCACCCAAAGAAAAGUCAGAGGAAACAUCGGGCGAGACUGGCGAGCUUGAAUCCGGAACAGGAUUGGGUGAUGGUGAUGGUGCCGAAGACAUUAGCAAGGAUAUUCAGCCAGACGAAGACUUGUCAGAACUUGCUCAAGAACCCAACAAGGAUGAGUCUGGGGAAAUUGAGGACGAAAAAGACGCUGUGGAUAUGGCCGAUGAAGACAUGGAGGGUGAAAUGGGUAGCGUGGAUGGUGCUGAUGACGAAGAUGACGAAAAAGACGGAAAGGAGGAAGAAGAGGAAGAAAAUGAAAUGGAUGAAGAGGCUGGAGAUGUUGAUGAUUUAGACCCCACAGCUGUUGACGAAAAGAUGUGGGAUGGCGACGAUGAUAAAGCCGAUAAGGAUCAAAAAGGUGAUAAGACGGAUGGGCAACAAGACGAUGAUCAAGUGGCACCACAUGAAGACGAAGCAAAGAACGAGGAUAAGAAGAAGGAUGAAGUUCAAGACUCGACGCAGAACCCCGAGGAAGGAGAGGGGGAAGAAGAAGAUGAGGAGGAUGAAGAUGUACUAGCACAGGAGGAGCUUAACAGACAGGACCAAACUGUUGAAGAGAAAGACAACUUGGAGCUCCCUGAGGAUAUGGAGCUUGAUCUAGAGGAUCAAGAAGACGCUUCAUCUGAAAGUGGCGAUGACUUGGAUGGCAUGUCGGAUACUCAGCUGGAAGAUCAUGAUGAUAAAAUUGAGGAAGACGACACUCAUAUCGAUGAAGAAGCGGGCAAGCCUGAGAAUGUUGAUGAAAAGGAAGAUGAAGCUGCUGAGGAUGAGAAAAUGGAGGAGGACGAAAAGGGCGAGGGACAAAAGGAUGAGGUGGAUUCUAAUCCAGCCGACGAUGAGACUGAGGAUGCCAAGGAAGACGAAGAAAAGGCAAAGGAGGAAGACGCUCCAAAACCUCAAGACGACAAGACUGCUGACUUGGACAAUGCCGCUCCUAGCGACGUAAAGAGCUCAGGUCAAGAUGACAACACAGAUUCUAUGGAGUUGGACGAGAAGUUCCAAGCCAAUGCCGCCGAACAAAACGAAGGUGAUAUUGGUGAUGGUGCUGUCGAUGAAGAAACGAGCAGCGGAAAUAAGGGCGCCGCGUCCCAAUCCGAGCCGCAAAAUCAGCAAGACAACCAAGAGAAGGAUGACAAUGACUCUUCUGCUGCUCAACAGGAUCCAUUCAAGAGGCUUGGAAAUGCACUUGAAAAAUGGCACAGACAACAAAAGGAUAUACAAGCUGCCAAUCAAGAUGAAGAAAUGAAGCAUCAACCUCAACAAGAUGCUGAUGAGCAGGCACAGAAAGAAUUCCAACACUUGAAGGACGACGAGGACGCACCUGAUACGCAGGCAAUGGGAACGGCAGACAACGAGGAGGUGCAGCCAAUGGAUGACGCCAUGGCCAUCGAUGAAGAAAAGCAAGACCCUUCAAGCCGUGUUCUCGACGGAGAUGAAGACGAUGGGGAUGAGCAGGCCGACGACAUCGAGGCUGAUGAGCAACCUGAUACGGAAAAGACUGAUCGCGAAGAAGACAACAACCGAACCGGUGUCAAGACGAGACAAGGAAAUUACAAUCACGAUCCUACUCCUGAAGCUGACGAGGUCAAGAUGGAAGAAGACGAGGACCAAUCUCUACAGGACGCAUCCGAACAGCUGUUAACGACCCAUCUCUCUGAUGAGAAGCGCCUUCGAGACUUUGGCGAAUGCCUCGACGAAUGGAGCGAGUACCAAACACGAUCCCACAGACACUCGCUCUCUCUCACCUCUCAGCUCCGUCUUAUCCUUACUCCCUCCCAGUCAACCAAGCUGUCUGGAGCCUUCCGCACUGGUAAGCGCCUCAACAUCAAGCGCAUCAUCCCGUACAUUGCGUCUAGCUACAAGCGAGACAAGAUUUGGAUGCGUCGCGCGCUGCCAACCAAGCGAACAUACCAGAUCCUGCUCUGCGUUGACGACAGCAAGAGUAUGGGCGAAUCAUCGUCUGGCACCCUCGCCAUGGAGUCAUUGGUCAUGGUGUCCAGAUCCCUUACAAUGUUGGAAGCCGGCCAAGUCGGCGUUCUUGGAUUUGGAGCCGGCGUCUUUGACGCGCACCAGUUGACGGAGCCAUUCUCUGCCGACUCUGGUGCCAAGGUCCUGCAAAGGUUUACCUUCUCUCAAGACAGAACAGACAUUAUCCAACUAAUCCGCCAAACAAUCGAUACUUUCCGCGUCGCACGCCAGCAAUCUAGUGGCGGAUCUGACCUGUGGCAGUUGGCCCUUAUCCUGUCUGACGGUCUUACACCUUCUUCCGCUCAUGAUGGAAUCCGCCGUCUGCUGCGCGAGGCAAUGGAAGAGCGCAUCAUGAUUGUCUUUAUCAUCAUGGACGAUCGUGGCAAGAAGCAGGGCGACAGUGUCCUGGAACUCAAGGAAGCCAAAUUUGUCUCGGAGAAUGGAGAGAGCAAGGUAGUAAUUGAGAGGUACUUGGAUACGUUCCCCUUCCAGUACUAUCUUAUUGUGCACAAUUUGGAGGAGCUGCCGAGUGCAUUGGCAGGCUUGCUGAGAACAUGGUUCGCUGAAGUGAAUUCGUGAUUUUCUACAUGCUGUUUGAUUUACACAUUAACCGGUAUAUUGGACAACGGCGUACAUAGGGUUGCAAUUUUGGGCGUUUUGUUUUAUUUGUUUUUAGUCUGCAUGAAAAGUUCAACAUUAUAGAGAAUCAAUUAGAAUCAAUUACUAUUAUUUUUGUUACUUG